UUAGAAAAGCGCAUGCGCAACCCCACCCACUGUUCAUGACAAAUGCAACUUUUACUUCCGGUUGACUUCAGCUUCUGCAUAAGGUUUUUUGGAUUUAGCAGUAUUCUUGCGUGGUGCUUCUGUUAUCCUACGUCAUCCGUGAUUUUUCUCAGCUGCAUUUGCACUUUGCAGUUCUAUAUCUCCCGGGGAUAUAUUUUGUUUGUCGUAUGUCCAUCCAGAAUCUCAACACAUUCGACCCCUUUGCAGAUGCAAUCAAGGGUUCAGAUGAUGAUGUCCAAGACGGUCUCGUGCAUAUAAGGAUUCAACAACGGAAUGGUCGGAAGACCUUAACAACAGUACAAGGACUUUCAUCUGAAUAUGACUUGAAGAAAAUAGUAAGAGCAUGUAAAAAGGAGUUCGCCUGCAAUGGGACAGUAAUCGAACACCCGGAGUACGGAGAGGUGUUGCAGCUGCAGGGGGACCAGCGAGAAAAUAUAUGCCAGUGGCUAACAAAGUCAGGUCUAGCCAAACCUGACCAACUCAAAGUCCAUGGUUUUUAACCAACAAACACCCAUGCCACUAUCUAAGAACACUCCACCUUCAUUAACACCUUAUCAUCUUAAAUUAUCUGUAUCAGUCACUAAUACUUGUUGAUACAUCGUGAGAUAUCCUAUUAUAUACACAUAUAUAUUUCAAUAAAAAAUAUAUAACAGUAACGAUAUAGGCACAAUAUUCUAAUCAGACAUUUGUAAGAUUGUAGGAAGCAAUAUUUUACAGCCUUAUGUUAGGUAAUUCAUUAAACUCAUCACGUUUUAAAGUAGUAGUGAUAACUAAUUAGUAAUUUGAGAAAAUACUUAUACAAGGAAUAGAUACACAUAGCAACGGAUGGCUCUUCUUUUUGGAAUUAGGUAGUAUGUAUCUCGGCGCUAUAGAUGUGUUCAGAGAGAAAGAGGAAAGGAGAGAGAGAUAUAUAUUAAAAAAAGAAUUAUUUUAGGCACUGGAUUGGCUUAUUGUAUGUAAUGCUGAAUGCUUUGUUUUGUUUAUACAGUAAGGUAACAGGCCUGGUUUUUAUAUUAUCAUCUCCAAGUUUUGUGCCUUUACUUCCAUAUUGAUUGUAUUAUUUAUUGAAAGGAUCAUCUUUUAUUGUAAUGGAUUUAUUUUGAAGGAGAAUUGCCAAUCUUUUUUUUUUUUGAAACAGUAUUGACAAAAUCAAUUGUUUUCAAUAAAAAUGUGGCUGUAUUAAAUAAAUGGUAAUUCACCACUA
This is a messenger RNA of Apis dorsata (giant honeybee), 1243 nucleotides long. RefSeq names its product eukaryotic translation initiation factor eIF1 (gene eIF1). Gene Ontology annotation, cellular component: eukaryotic 43S preinitiation complex. Gene Ontology annotation, molecular function: translation initiation factor activity; RNA binding; ribosomal small subunit binding. Lineage: Eukaryota; Metazoa; Arthropoda; Insecta; Hymenoptera; Apidae. Gene Ontology annotation, biological process: translational initiation. The transcript has 3 exons. The coding region runs from base 207 to 539 and encodes 110 amino acids. The record is from RefSeq and is a predicted model, not a curated record.